Molecule: messenger RNA, 718 nt
Organism: Peromyscus leucopus (white-footed mouse)
Lineage: Eukaryota; Metazoa; Chordata; Mammalia; Rodentia; Cricetidae
Product: nucleosome assembly protein 1-like 1
Exons: 2
Coding region: 1-636 (211 amino acids)
Biological process (GO): nucleosome assembly
Cellular component (GO): chromatin; nucleus
Molecular function (GO): histone binding; chromatin binding
Source: RefSeq, a predicted model, not a curated record
AUGACAUUCUACUUCUUCAAAGGUGUGUUGUCGGUGGCACCUGAGCUUCAGGAGUUUGGCCGACUAGAAUGCAAGGCACUGAUGAAUGAAUCUCAGAUAGACCCUUGUUUUGUUUUGUCUGUUAAAAACUGUUAUUUUGAAGUGUUAACAAAGACUUACAGGAUGAGGUCAGAACCAGAUGAUUCUGAUCCCUUUUCUUUUGAUGGACCAGAAAUUAUGGGUUGUGCAGGGUGCCAGAUAGAUUGGAAAAAAGGAAAGAAUGUUACUUUGAAAACCAUUAAAAAGAAGCAGAAACAUAAGGGACGUGGGACUGUCCGUACUGUGACUAAAACAGUUUCCAAUGACUCUUUCUUUAAUUUUUUUACCCCUCCUGAAGUCCCUGAGAAUGGAGAUCUGGAUGAUGAUGCCGAAGCUAUCCUGGCUGCAGACUUUGAAAUUGGUCACUUUUUACGGGAGCGGAUAAUCCCAAGAUCAGUGUUAUACUUUACUGGCGAGGCUAUUGAGGAUGACGAUGAUGAUUAUGAUGAAGAAGGUGAAGAAGCUGAUGAGGAAGGGGAAGAAGAAGGAGAUGAGGAAAACGACCCGGACUAUGACCCAAAGAAGGAUCAGAACCCAGCAGAGUGCAAGCAGCAGUGAAGCAGGAAGUCUGGCCCCGAGGACGGCCUACCCUGUAAUAGCCUAAACCAGACUGUCUCUUACUUACAGCCUUAUGUUUUGU